CUCUUCCCUCGACUUACAUCUUGCAACUCUGACCGCGACCGCUUCUGCGAACCCGAUUGCGACCAGACCUCACCAUGAAAGACCCAUUCUUCCUCCCGCCCGUACCUUGGCUCGCCGAGAAAGCACAGCCCUGGGCUGACUUGUUCGAUCUCCCCUCGCUACCGCUCCAUAUUCACGAAGUUCUGGCUGCCGCUCUUCUAUACUCGGUCGUCUUCUGGCCAAUUUCGCCAUGGAUAUCGAAUUUGCUGGCCCCGGAGCACUACUCCAAGCUCCCGCGAAAGCGACGACUGAACUGGGAUGCCCACGUUGUGUCCAUGGUGCAGAGCUGCCUCAUUAACGGCCUUGCUAUUUGGGUCAUGUUCACCGAUAAUGAGAUCAAGAACAUGACUUGGGAGGAGCGAAUUUGGGGUUAUACUGGUGCCGCUGGGUUCAUCCAGGCCCUUGCAGCCGGCUACUUCCUUUGGGACUUGAUUGUAACCAGCCUUAACCUCGAUGUUUUUGGCCUGGGAACGCUGGCGCAUGCUAUCGCUGCCCUACUGGUGUACUCUCUGGGCUUUCGCCCAUUCCUUAACUACUAUGCCUGCGUGUUCAUCCUCUGGGAACUGUCAACCCCCUUCCUCAACGUUCACUGGUUCAUGGACAAGGUGGGCAUGACGGGCACACGAGCUCAGCUCUACAACGGCCUCAUGCUCCUUUUCACCUUUUUCACAUGCCGACUUGUGUACGGAACGUAUAUGUCCGUCAGUGUCUUCAAAGACGUGUGGGCCGGCAUUAACACGCACCCCAACGUUGAGGCGCUCACAACACCAGUAAUGGCAUUCGCACACGAGGACUCAACGGUGCCUGUGUGGCUGGGUGCGGCAUACCUCGCCAGUAACAUCACGCUCAACAGUCUCAAUUUCUACUGGUUCUUCAUGAUGAUCCGGGCUGUUCGCAAGCGCUUCGAGCCCUCAUCAGACUCGCAGGACAAAACCCUCGAAACCCCAGUGACCGAGGCCGAGAUCGAUCUUUCUGCUGUGGGAACGGGAGCGGCCAAACUUUCUGGUGGACGACGUCGCAAGGCUUGAGUUUGUCCUUCGCGGUGAUUCCAAUCUUGAUAGAUCGCCUAGGCUUGUUGCAAUCGCGCGCAUUUCUGGUUACUUUCUUUGCUUGGUCGCUUAGAUUCCUGGAGGCAUGGUGCUUUGAUUGCUUGGCACGGUCAAUCGAGUUGCGGGGUUGCUUACUGAUCUACGUCCAUCGUCGGCACUUGGUGAGAUGCCAUGAGCUGUAUUAUCCUUUCUUCAAGGAUAUGUAUGUUCAGUUCUAGAGCCAGGUUCUGUUUUCUAUCCCUGUCUACUAUGAAUUGCGUCGUGAAAGUCAAGGGGUGGAGGGAGGUGCAUCUGGUCGUCCUCGACACGAUCAUGCGCCGAAUCUUUCGUGGGGCGCCAGUCGCCUUGCUAGCAGACUCGCGCCUUUACAUUCGCUCACAGCAUUGUUUAGACACAUAGAUUAGUAUAAUUAGAAGAGACCGAAUCAGGCUGCUCUGAGCCGGUCAUUGAUUU
Fusarium vanettenii 77-13-4 is the source of this 1541-nucleotide messenger RNA. RefSeq lists its product as uncharacterized. The transcript is spliced from 2 exons. Bases 75 to 1067 code for a protein of 330 amino acids. The record is from RefSeq and is a predicted model, not a curated record. Lineage: Eukaryota; Fungi; Ascomycota; Sordariomycetes; Hypocreales; Nectriaceae. Gene Ontology annotation, biological process: lipid homeostasis. Gene Ontology annotation, cellular component: endoplasmic reticulum; membrane.